AUGAAGGCAAACGUCUAUCAGACAGGGUCUCGGGUCUAUGGAACUGCUCAACCCAACGCCGAUUAUGAUUUUUUCGUAAUUAUUUCUGAUGAUGACUAUCAACAAUUGGACAAUCAUUACAGGAAUAAGAGAAAAAACAGCAACGUAUCAUUGGACAAAACGACAACCUUGAGGCAUAGUGCGUUCAACAAUCAGUGGUACUAUUCUGGAAUAACUUUUGAAGAGGGACAAUAUGAUGCAAGCAAAAACGAAGACUCCUUUUUCGGAGAUGGAUUUAUUGAGGGCUAUCAAUGUCUUUUUCUGUCUUACCCAAUCGCUAAUGAAAUUGCAGAGCUGAAUGUAAAUCUUUACAAGUAUUCAACAUUUAAAACCAAGCUAGAUGAAAAUUGGUUGCAAGCACUCAUGUGUAUUUAUUUACCUCUACAACACGUGUGGAAAUUAGACUUUCCGAACCUUCAUACAGAAACUAAAAUUUAUUUUCGAAAAUUGAUUGUGUCUGUGGUAGGUGAGGCAGGAAAACAUUUUCAAAUGGCAAGAAGGAAAUGGAAUUCUUUUAACAAUAGUGCACAGGAUUCUCGUAACGAUUCCAAUAUUUCUAAUUAUCAAGAACGAAAAUACAUUGCUCAUACUUUUAGGGACCUAUUAUUUGGAAAACAAAUUGCAACCUAUUUGAAAAUUAUUGAUUAUACAGAAGCAAAUGCAAUCUAUUACGAAAUAAUGUCGAGCUUUCCAAAUGAUACAUCUUGGUCGACAUUUGAAAAGAAAUAUUACCCAAGAUAUCAAUUAUUGAAAGAUCAGUUUAACGCAAUUACAAAAAAAGAUGACAUAGUCAGCGAUGAAGAGUUUAAAUUGAACGGAUCUUUUACGCUAGCUUUGUUGAGAAAAUUGAAUGGAGAUAUUCCUACCUUUUUAGACCAGUUAAGACUUUACUUUUCAAUCGAGUCACAUACAUGGAUGGAGAAUGGGGUAUACUAUGUCUAUGUCAAAGGUGUGGAUGAGUCACCAAGUUAUUCAAAAAUUGUUCAAGAGGUAUUUCAUGGUAUGGUACUUUGCAAACAACAAUCUGAGAAUGUUUCGAAUGAGAUAGCUUGUCAAAUUUUAUGCAAACCACCCAACAAGAUUAUACCUUACAGCAAUGCUUUCUCGUACAAAGUUUCGAAUUGGAAAAGCUCUAUCGUUUUUGAAAGGUAUACAAACAGUGUGAUGGUACAUUUAUUCUUUGAUAUAUUCUCAAAGAAAUGGAUGAUAUGCUCUGAAAACAGUUUUAAUGGCCAAGAAGAAUUCAAUGGGUGUAAUGAAUCAAUACGGGACAUAUUUUGGAAUUUUUUAAACAGGAAUAACUCAAGAGCCUCAUCUCACGAAAAACUUUCACACUUUCCAAUAUCAAGCUUCCAACAAAAUUCUCCAACUAGCUUGACUUUUGACAUUUCUCCAAAUCUUUUCACUAAUGGUUUGUGUAGCGACAUCAACGAAAAGCCAAUGCCAAUAGUUACACUUUUGUCAAGUUACAACGAUAUAGCAAACCUGGCAAGUUAUUUUACACCAGCCCAAACAGCCACGAGAAAGAGCUUUGUGUUUUCAAAAAUAGUAGAAGACCAUGAUUUUAUAGAAUUCAGUUUUGACAACAUUUCAGAGGUGAAAGCAUAUGCAAAUACCUGCGACCCGUUUUAUGUGAAAGAGUGCAUAGUAUGGGAUGGAAAUGGGUUUGAGUCAGUACCAUGUCCUCAAUAUGAGUCUUUGGAAUACCUUAUUGAAAAUAUUCAGUUAAUCAAUGAAAAAUCGCAACGCAUUGAUUCCAAUGAAAUUUCACAAACAUCCGAACUCUUGCUAAUUCACAUGAUUGAGAUUUCAAGAGUUUGCAUUCUCAGUGAAUCCACCACUGAAAAAGUGCGAAAGCUAAUUCAAGGAUCAAAAUUUGAAACGCUCUUUGAAAAUGUUCUGCACAAGCUUUCGAGGUUUUGUGAAUGUUUGACCGAAAUUUAUUGGAAUGUUGAAAAAGCUAGCAAUGGAGAUUUAAAGAAAUUUAACGAAAAAUUGGCAGAAGUCAAUUUUCAGGAUUAUUUCACAGACAUUUCUGGUAUCAACUUUGUCAAAAACUUGCUGCUUUCUCAGAUUAAGAAAGUUAAGACAAACAUGCCUAAAAGCUCACAAGCCAUCCAUUUAAGCCUUGCUGAAAGAUUGAAUCUAAGUCCUGCAAAACAGAUGUUUAAAUGCGUGUGCAGCUUCCGAAAUCGAUAA
Messenger RNA from Naegleria lovaniensis, 2238 nucleotides. RefSeq lists its product as uncharacterized. Bases 1 to 2238 code for a protein of 745 amino acids. NCBI's taxonomy places the organism in Eukaryota, Heterolobosea, Eutetramitea, Acrasida, Naegleriidae. The transcript has a single exon. The record is from RefSeq and is a predicted model, not a curated record.